AUGUGCGAUAGGCAAAAACAGGCCUGGUCCGCCGUUAUCAUCGGCAAUGUGUUGAUCUACACUGUUGUUAUCGCCAGCCCGAUCUAUGUUCCUCAAUUUCAACCGGGAAGCACGGGAAGAAAUAUCAGACACUUACCCUGCGUGUCACGCAGGAGCGGUGAGACCGGUGUGUGCAUGUUUGCGUUUACCUGCGCGAAAGCAAAUGGCACGCAUCUUGGUACAUGCAUCGAUCGUUUCUACUUCGGUAGCUGCUGCAAAAUUGACGACGAGCCGGACAUCUUCCCGCAAGACAACAGCAUCGACGAUGGCCCGCCGGCGCCAAGGCCGUUUAUCACGACCCAGAGGCCUAUCGGGAGCAGCGGCAUACCGGAAUACUUUACGAAGUCCAAGCCGACCGAUGAAAAGAAACCAGUCGGGGCUUCACAAAUCACGGCAAGUAGACGAUCGCUAAUGAAGCAGCGAGCCGGCUUAGCACGUUUCGCCAUGUGUCAUACGCAGACUUCAGCAAAUACGAUGAGAAACAUGACGAAGUUCGCGACAAAGAAGCCAACGAUCACAACGAUCGAAAUGACUACACAGACUACUCGCCUCUCGACAUUCCAAACUGUGCAAAACGCUGGACCUAGCACGGAAACCACGUUGAAGGGUACCAACAAUACUGUAAAUAUUCCAGCAAAUAUAUCGCCGAGUAUAACGAGACAACCUACAAAACCGACCACUUUGGACUCUACACUCCGACCUAGCACUCUAAAUUUAACAAAACUGAUUAUCACAUCGGGAACGACCACAAAGAAACCUGUUAUCUCCACGACAACAGUGCAGAGACCAACGGUGCAGAUCUCUCAGAAACCACUCCCUUCAACUACUCGACCGAUUGUUCAACAGGAAUCGACCACGACUACGAUCAAAAACAUUCUCACGACUAGCACGCAGAAAGUGGUGCCUUCAACCAGAUUCCCACCAAGAAAUACGACGUCGGUUAAACCACUGACUCAGACGACGAGAAAGCCUAGCACUAAAAGACCUAGUACCACCGUGACAACGAAACGCCCAGUGGUGACUACGAAGAAACCCACUACGUUGACAAAGAGACCUUCAACUCCAACAAAGCCUCUUACGAAUUCCAGCUUCGGGACCACUUUGCCGGCGACAACUAAGCCUCAUUCAACCUCUGGCUUGUUCAGCAAUGGAUCUUCCAGUACGAGUGUAAAUCGAGCAACGGAAAGUACUUUAGCCUCCACUGGAAUUAGACCAUUGACUGCAACGACAACAACUACCAAUACAAGUAGUCAGAAAACUACCAUUACGCCUACGAAUUCGGAUCAUAAAGUGUCUACCAAAACGACAACGCCGAAGACGACCUUGAAAACGACAACGAAACCAUCGACGAUCAGAAUAACCACCGUUAGACCGUCGACAACGCCUAAAACAACAAUCAACAGACCGGCCACGACUAAGCCAUCAUCAACUACAACGAAACUGAAACCCACUAAAAUCACUAGUACGACGACGAAGACUACUAGACCUGAAUACACUAGCACCACGUUGACUACAGCAGGAACGAAGCCAUUAUCGUCAACUGUCGGUUCAACGGUUGGCGUUACGAGACCAAGACCCAGCACGACGAAACCGACAUCUUUGACGAAGCUUCCUGUGAACACAUCCAAUAUCGUGGAGGUUACUACGAGUAUCUCGAGCUCGAUAUCCACGUUUACAGUUAGAAACGAGAGCACUUCGACCCACGUACCUCCUACCAAGGGUCAGAAUGUUAAUCACACUCUCGAGGAGAUUCCGUUGACUACUUAUUCUCCAGGAUUAGUAACGUGGAGUUCCAACUCCGAUGAACUUUCUACAAAGGCAUCCAAUAAAACGAUUUCGUCAACAACAUCAACGUCAACGCAAACGCCAACAUCAACGCCAACAUCAACGUCAGUAUUAACGUCAACGUCAACGUCAACGUCAACGUCAACGUCAACGUCAACAAUAGCUACAUCAUCAGAACAAGCGGAAACUGAUUGGUCGCCGAUAACAACUCCGGAUGGUUGGAUAAUGAUUCAGUCGCCUACCACCGAAAAGUUACCGGAGACUCAAGAGUCGUCGACCGAACCGGUUACGGAAUCCACUAUCCAGUCUUUGACUUCUGCCAAACCGAUAACAGAGAGCAGUUUCAUCCCCGACAUCACAAAGAGACCAACGGUAACAACUUUAUUGUCAACGAUUGCUAGUGUUACGAUCGACAUGGAACUUCCGGUACCAAUGGAGACCCUCAAUAUGUCGGACUACAAACAAGGCAGACAAAAGAAUUAUGUGAGCGACGCAUCCGCGCAACGGUACCGGUUCAUCUCCAGUCGAACAAACGCAGCGCGUCCGUUCUCCAGCAUGACCGCCCAAUUGGGACUGAUGCGAUUUAACUCGACAUUGUUUGUUCUUGCAGUGUGCGGACGAAGAAUGUUUCCGCAGCCCAAGAUCGUCGGCGGUCAGGAAAGUUCCUUCGGAAAAUGGCCUUGGCAGAUCUCAUUACGUCAAUGGCGAUCCCAGACAUAUCUGCACAAAUGCGGCGCGGCAUUGUUGAACGAGAACUGGGCUAUUACCGCAGCGCACUGCGUCGAAAGCGUACCACCCACCGAGUUAUUGUUAAGGAUCGGCGAACACGAUUUGGCGAACGAAGAUGAGCCGUACAUGUAUCAGGAGAGAAGAGUACAAAUUGUGGCGAGCCAUCCACAAUUCGACGCACGUACUUUUGAGUAUGAUCUUGCUCUGUUGAGAUUCUAUGAGCCCCUACUGUUCCAACCAAAUGUCUUGCCGAUCUGCCUGCCAGACGAUGAUGAAACCUACGUUGGUCGUACCGCUUAUGUUACUGGCUGGGGUAGACUCAAAGACGAAGGACCACUGCCGUCCGUGUUACAGGAGGUUGCAGUACCGGUUAUCAAUAAUAACGUAUGCGAAGCGAUGUACAAAAACGCGGGUUACAUCGAGCACAUUCCACAUAUAUUUAUCUGUGCCGGUUGGAGGAACGGCGAUUUUGAUUCCUGCGAGGGUGACAGUGGUGGUCCGAUGGUCAUCAAAAGAGCACGAGACAAACGAUGGAUUCUUGCUGGAAUUAUCAGCUGGGGAAUCGGUUGCGCUGCGCCUAAUCAACCCGGUGUUUACACGCGUAUUUCGGAAUUUCGCGACUGGAUCAAUCAGAUCCUGCAGUUCUGA
Cyphomyrmex costatus is the source of this 3201-nucleotide messenger RNA. It is a transcript of the gene Np, whose product is annotated as serine protease notopleural. Gene Ontology annotation, biological process: proteolysis. The record is from RefSeq and is a predicted model, not a curated record. NCBI's taxonomy places the organism in Eukaryota, Metazoa, Arthropoda, Insecta, Hymenoptera, Formicidae. Gene Ontology annotation, molecular function: serine-type endopeptidase activity.